AAACCAAUAAAAUGGAAAAUACGAAUGAUUUCGAAUAUCCUCAUACUUUUAUAUUGUUGGGCGCAUCAGGAGAUCUGGCGAAAAAGAAGAUAUAUCCAACUAUAUGGUAUCUUUAUCGUGACAAUCUUCUUCCGGAAAAAACUAAAUUUUUUGGUUAUGCUCGUACUAAACAAUCUAUUUCUGAUGUCAGAGAGAAAAGUAAAAAAUAUAUGAAAGUGCGGGCAGGGGAAGAAGAGAAGUUUGAAAAGUUUUGGCAAGCAAAUGAUUACUGCCCUGGCUCAUAUGACAAGCGAGUUGAUUAUGAAAUUCUUAAUCAAUCAAUUACCAAGUUUGAAAAGGGACCAAUCGCUAACAGGAUAUUCUAUUUAGCUGUACCUCCAACAGUAUUUGAAGAUGUGACUGUAAAUAUAAGAAAUGCUUGUAUAUCUAUUAAAGGUUUCACUAGAGUUAUUAUUGAGAAGCCAUUCGGAAGAGAUGAUGUAUCUUCCAGUAAAUUGAGCAAUCAUCUAGCUGGUCUGUUUAAAGAAGAGCAAAUUUACAGGAUUGACCACUACCUUGGCAAGGAGAUGGUACAAAAUCUAAUGACUAUAAGGUUUGCAAAUCAAAUUUUUGGUCCUUCGUGGAAUAGGGAAAAUAUUGCAUCAGUCCUUAUUUCAUUUAAAGAACCAUUUGGCACAGAAGGUAGAGGUGGUUACUUUGAUGAUUUUGGAAUAAUUAGAGAUGUGAUGCAAAAUCAUCUUCUUCAAAUUUUAUCUCUUGUUGCUAUGGAGAAACCCGUCUCCUUGAAUCCUAAUGACAUUAGAGAUGAGAAAGUUAAAGUUCUUAGGCACAUUCGACCUAUUAAACGAGAAGAUAUAUUAAUCGGGCAAUAUGUUGGCAAUCCUGAUGGGCAGGGUGAUGAAAAAUUGGGCUAUCUUGAUGACCCAACUGUUCCAAAAGACUCUGUCACUCCAACAUAUGCUUUGGCAGUAGUUUAUAUUAAUAAUGCAAGGUGGCAGGGCAUUCCGUUUAUACUUCGUUGUGGUAAGGCCCUGAAUGAAAGAAAAGCAGAAGUGAGAGUACAGUACAGAGAUGUUCCAGGUGAUAUAUUUGAUGGUCAUGCAAAGAGAAAUGAAUUGGUCAUUAGAGUUCAACCUGGUGAGGCUCUGUAUCUAAAAUUAAUGAGUAAAUCUCCAGGCAUGAAGUUUGACCUUGUUGAAACUGAAUUAGAUCUGACGUAUAGCAUGCGCUAUAGAGAAGCUGAUGUGCCAGAUGCUUAUGAAAGAUUAAUUUUAGAUGUAUUCAUGGGGACGCAGAUGCAUUUUGUUCGAAAUGAUGAACUGACUGAGGCUUGGCGUAUAUUCACUCCUAUUCUAAAUGAGUUAGAAGAACAACAUGUUAAACCUGUGCCUUACACUUAUGGUUCCAGAGGCCCAUCGGAAGCUGAUAAAACAUUGGCCAACUAUGACUUUAAAUAUUCUGGUUCUUAUAAAUGGAAUAAGCCAACUAUCCAUUAAUAUUAUAAAUAUAGGCUUUAGGUGGUGGUUUCUCUCAAUUUAAGGUGGUGAUAUUUUAUACAUUAAGUAAGCUUUGCAAUAUCCAUUUUAAUUAUUAUAACCAUUCCAUUUGUAUACAAUUUUACCUAUAAAAUUAUUUAUUACUUAAUUCGAUUUUGUACUUAGCAAAGUAAAGCAGUGAGGUCACUCUAAGGUCAUUGAUAUCACAUUCUUUGAAUAGGUGUAUGUCACGUUAUAGGUACAUGCAUGUUGUCCGGUAUAAUCAGUGUUUAAAAAGUUUGUGUUCUUAAUAUUACAUAAGGUUGUGCAAGUGCCUUAUCUCUUAGUAUAUAAUUGAAACUGGGGUCAAAUUAUAAAAAUUGAAAGUUUAUCCCAAAGUAUAGAUUUUCAAUGCAAUAUAAAUUUACAAUUUUAUACAUCUUAGAUAUUGACUAUAUUUUUAUAUGUUAUUGGGAUGUUUACUCAUAAAUAAUAUAUAUAUCAUUUUAAUUGUGAUUUAAGCAAUGGUUACAUAGUUUCAUCUAAACUGUUAUUUUUUACACUAUUUUAAAUGGUGUUUUUGUGAACUAUGAUUGAAAGAUCACAUUUUGUAUUUGCAACAAAUCAACUGUGAAGGUAAAACAGAUCAGUAUUUUUUUAUAUUUAUCCACGGUCAGGUAUUUAACCAUCAGCAUGUCAGCUGAUACAAAACUCAUGAUUUAUCCACAUGAUUUUAAACCUUGAUGCUUUUAGUAUAGAAACUAAUUUAAACUGUGAAAAUUUGACAUUGAGGUAACCUGCAUGCUGAUCAGGUUAUCAAAAUGUGACAGAUUCAUUUAUCUGUUACGAAUUUUAAUUGGUGUAAAACAAUUUUGGAUAACUAGAUCACAGUUUUGAACUGCAGCUGUUGACUGAACACUCAACAAUAGUUUGAACCUUAAUAUAUUGAUAAUAAUGUUCAAAGUUGAUUACUGAAGUAUGAUCUUUUAUAGUCAUGUGUUCUGCUGCUGUGUGUAUUAUUGUAUACUAAAAUGAUAAUAAGUAUUAAACGUUUACGUAUAUUUAAGUGG
Molecule: messenger RNA, 2545 nt
Organism: Diatraea saccharalis (sugarcane borer)
Lineage: Eukaryota; Metazoa; Arthropoda; Insecta; Lepidoptera; Crambidae
Source: the annotation of a GenBank genome assembly